Molecule: messenger RNA, 5690 nt
Organism: Porites evermanni
Lineage: Eukaryota; Metazoa; Cnidaria; Anthozoa; Scleractinia; Poritidae
Source: the annotation of a GenBank genome assembly
AUGGCUUCGUGUGAGUAUGGGCAGAUUGCAGGAGGAACAUGUGGUUCUAGUGUGGACAAUCCGGAAAAUGUGAAGAGCGUGAUCCUCGCCAAGUGUACAAAAGCCGUACAAGGGCAUCUACGUUCUUGCAACAUUCGAGACGCUAGUUUAGACUCUGAACCAAAGCUGUUGUUGGCACGUGCAGGUACGUAAGGUAGAUGUCUGUAUUAAACAGGCCAUCGUUAAAAAAAAAAAAAAAGAAAAAAUAGACGCAUAAUUUAAAGAAAGGAAAAUAAACGCCUCCCAAUCUUUUUACAUCAAGAAGAAUCGGUAUGAGACUAAAACUAAAUGUAAUUUAGCUGCAUCGUGAUCUGCCUUCAGACUGUUUUUAUAUUUUGAAAGGUGUCCGCAAAUUUAUCGAAACAUCACUAGUUUUCCUACGUCUGCAGCCUGUAGAUUUUAAUUAUUGUCCAUAAUUUACACACUAAAUAAAACUGGACGAUGUUCAAGGUUUAGUUACAAGGGUAACGCGGAAAAUGACUUGAAAGGAAGGCUUAAUGAAGCGUGACGCUCAGCACCUGCUUUGAUUGUUUAAUGUCGUGUACUUCUCAUUUUACUGCAUUUCAUAUACAAUUUUUACCCCGUUAAUUAAGGGCCAUGAUUGCAACUUACAACGCUAAAAUAUUUUUAGACAUAUUCCUAAAACACAUAGCGUGUUAUUCAAGAAUGAAUUUUACUGACAAAGAUAUGAGUGAUAAUUAACCCGUGCAGUAGCCGACUUAAUCAAAUUAAGAUCAAUAUCAGAACAUCUGAGCUGAGCCAAAACGCAAAAGUAAAAGCCUCCGUGUUUCUCAGUGAACACGCAAAAUUUAAACUUAUUCCUGAUCAUUAAUACUUCAGUGCGUUGAGAAGUUUAUUUAAAAAAAAUUAUUAAUAUUGCCUACAUUUAUAAACCAUCUCAGAUUUAUCGCGAGCAUUACAGCCUUGUUUGUUUCACAGGAACUUUAAAAAAGAGAGGAACAAAAACUGCUUUUGGGAUGACUGGACGUCCAAAGAAAAAUUAAAAAUAAAUCUUUUGAUUUAUCUUUUGGUGCAUAAAUUAACGAUAAACGUGGAAGAAGCGAAUAAAAUGUGAAUGACGCUGUGAUAUAUACGCUAAAAAUUGUUAAGGAAAAGGCACCUUACAACCUUUUUUUAUCUUUGAAGGGAUUUUUGAGUUAAACGAAAGUCACCUUGAACUAACAAUAUGCCCAAGACAUCGAGACAAAUUUGGCAUUAGAUGGCGUUCAAGUAAGAGGAUAUGCACUGCUCCCAGUGAAUGGUCAUCGCAUGGAACUUUAGUGUCAGGGGAGAGAGGAAUAUCGUCUCUACAUUCCAAGCUACUCUACCAGCAAACCCAAGUGUUGCUUCCUGUAGGCUCCCGUGAGUGUUAAACCUGUAGUGAUAUUUUACAACAUUGCCGGGUUUAGAGCGUAAAAAAAUGGCAGUUUCAAUUUCCUCCACUGCCAUUUUUUGUUUUUUUUAAAUUCAUAAUCGGAUAUACCCCCGCCCCCUAAAGUCUUUAAAUCAAGAAACGUGUUACCGAACAGUUUCAACACAUAGCUGCAAUAUUUCAAAAACUAAGAGCAUCAUGAGCAAAAACAGAAGCUAUAAGAGUUUGGCACAGAUUUUCUGAGUAAUGUUCUGCAAUCCAUUAUUUUUUCCAGAAAUCUGCAAGCAAUGCAGGAGAAAGUUGGAAGAAGCAUCACAGUUAUUAGUAUUUCCCAGCUCAGAAUCGACCACAGAAGCUUUAGGAUCUAACGUAGACAAACCGGAAGAGCGGAUAUCACAAAAUAUCGCACAGGUAGAUAGAGCUAUAUUGUAUAGCUAUGGCAUGAACAUAACAGAUUAUAACCUUGUCCGAGUGGCUUUUAAUAGUUUAGUGAGGUUCAGCAAAAGGCGAGUUUUCCUCCCCUUCCCUUUUGAUGACCCCAGCCUCCUUGCAUACUACUCCUUUAUAUCAUGUAUUGAUGCGAGAACACUUACAUAUCAUUGCAGUGGUGAUAUGUACGCCGUUAAAAAAAGUCAUUCGCUCUACAGCGGCGACAUCGAGUUUAUAUAUUUUUCUGCGCUAACUAGUUCAUUUUCCUUUCUAACGCGUACAGAGAGAAGAUGUGGAGAGUGAAGAAGUUGAAGACAACGUUAGCCAGUCAAUGCACCAGCUGACCUUAAGAGACGAAUACUCUCAUCCACAGCUUGACGAAUCAGGACACUACUCCGAGAUCGACACUAGCCUGUAUCAAACGGACUCUCAAGCGAGCAGCAGCAGCGAGAGUUCUAACGGCGAUGAUCCACAAAUUAGUAGUCAAGUAACAAGACGUUCUCUGUUGAACGAUUUCUUACGUUCAUGUAACGCUCAUACAGUCGGGUCAUACAAAAAGCGAUGGGAGGCAGCCAGCGAACGUACUAGAGCAAGCCAUGUGUCAAAGGCGAAGUCAGUUAUUGUUUCUGGCCUUAACGUUAUUGCUCCAGGAGACGAAGGCUACCUCUGGGAGGCCGUGAAAAAAUCUGGCUCAGUCGAGAAGGUACUUGGCAUCGGUGAACGACAAGAAGACCGAAAAUAUCUAAAGGCACUGGCGGAGUCUUACCAAAACGCAUCUACCUGGGAAACAAGGCGUCAGAUAUUAUCAAUCAUGGCAGACCUGAUAACGUUUAAGCGUAUCCUAAACUACAUUCCAGGGAUCACCAAAUACCGGUUCAAAAUGGCAAGACAGCACUCUCUUCAAUAUGGGCGGGGUGCCUUGCCAGCCCGAGCAAAAAGUCCUAGGAUGAGAGUAGAAAAUAAACAGUUGGAUCACUUUUUGACUUACAUAACUAGCCCGCACGUGAUCCAGGAUCUUCCUUUUGGGCAGCGAUAUCUCCGCCUAUCUUCUGGAAAGAUACUAGAAACCCCAAAUGUCAUUAGGGCGAUGAUCCCUAACAGGCUAGUAAAGCAGUACCAGGCUUAUUGCGAGGAGACGAAUUUCACUCCAUUCAGCCCAACAACGAUGUUAAGAGUCCUGUCUGCCUGCGGGGCGACCGUAAGGAAGUCCUUGCAAGGGCUCGACUACAUUGCUUCGGAUGGCGCGAAAGGGUUUGAAGCUUUGUGUGGAAUAGUGGACCAACUUAAAGAGAGAGGUCUGGACAGAGAGACUGCCAAAAAAUGGAAAGUGUCUCUGAGGGAAGGCAAGCAGUAUCUGAAGGCUGAUUAUAAGGUAUCAGAUACGGUUUAAAACAUGGUUAACUGAAAGUAAACCGGAAUAUAUAACGAACUGCCACGAGACUGGCAAAAUGGCAAAAUCUGUUAACUUUGUCGUGAGGGCUUAAUUAAAUCCGGUGGGUUCUUUUCCAAACUAAUUAUACAAUUGUUGGGCAAGAGAACACCGUUCUCUAUACUGGCGACCGUCUUCGCCUUGCUAGGUGUGUACUUUAUUCUGCCAAAGAUUCAUAUUUUCUAAUUGCUUUAACCAAACUUGGCAAAAAUAUUGCGCGUACAAUAGAUGAAAGCUCAGAAACUUCAAACGGUCACUAAAUUUACUACUUUGUCUUUUUUGAAGGUUCAUGUAUCCGAGUCCUCCUCGGUUGCAGACCAUUGCAGCGGAUACGCUCUCAGCGAUAGUAAGGACGAUGAACUAAGAUCCCAAUGCUCUCAUAAUCAUGACAUUCAGUGUCCACAGUGUGAAAGUCUCAGUAAUGUUCUUUUUUCAAUUAAAACAUUCUUGACUGAGUCAACGUUUGUACCUGAAGAACUAGAAGACGUCUUGUACACGCAUAGUCAUGCAGUCCAGGCAAUCCACUCCUGGAAAGCACAUCAACUCAGGUGUGUCAGGCAAGAUACAGCAAGGACGGCGUGCUUGAGCGCUUUAGAUGAGACCUCUGUACUCAUAACACAAGAUUGGGCUAUGAAGUUUUUACCGCUCAAAUAUAGAGAAAACCAAUCAGAUUGGUACGGGAAACGAGGAAUAUCGUGGCAUAUAAGUGUCAUCGCAAGAAAAAUGAGAGGGCUUUUAGAAAGUCAGUCCUUCGUCCACAUAGUUGAGAAUACAUCACAAGACAGCUCAGUUGUAGUGCGAAUUAUUGAGCACACCUUAAGGUCGCUGAAAGAGGAGAAUCCUAGAAUCAACAGAGCAUUUCUACGGCAAGAUAACGCGGGAUGUUAUCACAGUUCUGCUGUAAUAGCAUCAUGCACCCUAAUGAAGGCAAACACUGGGAUAGACGUUUGCAGAGUAGAUUUCAGUGACCCUCAAGGAGGCAAGGGGGCUUGUGACCGAAAAGCCGCGACUAUCAAGGCCCAUGUCCGCAGGUAUGUAAAUGAGGGCCACGACGUGCAAAAUGCUGAACAGCUUCAGACAGCUAUCCUGUCUAAUGGAGGUGUCACCGGGGUUCGCGUUACUGUUGUUAAUGCUGCCGUUUCCGCCUGUGAACUGCCUCAAGUAAAACUCGAUGGUAUCAGCACAUUAAACAACUUUGAGUACUGCAAAGACAAGUUGACAGUUUGGAGAGCUUUCAACGUCGGAAAUGGAAGGGAGAUCAGCCAAACGAAAGUUCAAGGUAAAAAAAAUAUACGGGCAUAGUGAUAUAUAAAUGUACUGUAUUGGAGUGUUGCAAAUACUCACUGACUUAGUCAGCUAAUAAUUACGGAUAACGGGCAAUAUUAACAGAGUAUAAGAGAGUCUAUACUAAUGGCUACUAUAGACAACUCAGUCAGUUGUGUACAUGAUAAAUUAACAAACCUUUAAAAGACGCGAAAAACGUUUCAUCUGAAAUUAAAAAAGACUUCCAUUUCAAUGUUCGCUUUUUUAGUUGCUGAUGUCUUACAAAGCUGCAAAUUUACUUGCCGAUUUUCCCCUGGUGACUUUGUAAAAGCAUCCAAGGAAGCCUCAAAGAAACCAAGACCCAAUGAAACGAUGGCAGUAGAAGAAACGAAAGACUCUUGUGUCUUGUUCUCCUGCCCAAAUGAAGGUUGCAUCAAGGUAUACGAGAGAUACUCGAGUCUCGAAAGGCAUAUGUCGUUUGGCAAAUGCGAGUUGAUUCCGGAGAAAGAGACUUUGUUGGACAGGGCUAAAUUAACGUACCACGCUAUCCUUCAGGACGAUAUUGGCAUUGCAAAAGUAUUUGAAGGAAGGGAAACGGAGAAGAAGCACGGUGUCAGUUUACCUGAGGGUUGGGCAUUGAAAACUGCAAAGAAGUCGUCACGGUUUAACGAAUCACAAAGAAAGUACCUGGAGGAAAAAUUUGAGCUUGGACAGCAAACAGGCCACAAACAAAACCCUGAGAAAGUGGCGAGAGAUAUGCGUUUUGCGAAAAAAACAGAUGGUUCGAGGCUGUUUUCGAGUGAUGAGUUUCUUACCUCGCAGCAGAUACAGUCUUUCUUUUCAAGAUUAUCGUGCAAGUUGCGUCACGCUGUAGAGGUUAGCGACUCAGAUUUACAAGCUUCUCAGGAUGAACAAGAGUUUUGCGACACCCGCCAGGCUGUGUUAGAGGAAGUACAGCUAGAACAUCCCAUCGCUUAUGACAACCUAAACCUUUGCGAAUUGACCAAGAAAGGUAACAUGAAAACACUCAGCAUUGCAAUGCUGAAGAACAUAUGCGAGUAUUUUGAUAUCUGCACGGAAGAAUUUAACCCAAGGCGCAAGGCAGAGUACCUUGCCGCGUUAGGGGAUCUAGUAAAAGGGUGCGGCUGUAACGCCUAA